Rhizopus microsporus ATCC 52813 is the source of this 855-nucleotide messenger RNA. RefSeq names its product kinase-like protein. The transcript has 2 exons. Gene Ontology annotation, molecular function: ATP binding; protein serine/threonine kinase activity. The record is from RefSeq and is a predicted model, not a curated record. NCBI's taxonomy places the organism in Eukaryota, Fungi, Mucoromycota, Mucoromycetes, Mucorales, Rhizopodaceae. Gene Ontology annotation, biological process: protein phosphorylation; intracellular signal transduction. The annotation marks the transcript as partial.
CAUUAAACGCCCUUUAUUAUCAUGUCAACAACUCAACAAAAUGAAAAGAUGCUUGAAGCACAACAAUUGCUGUACAGUAGGAUCGAUAAUCAAUCCAUUCAGUUAAUAUCAGUAUUGGGCAUUGGUGCGUACGGCAUUGUUUAUUUGGGAACAAACGUAUACACGGGUCGACAAGUUGCUGUUAAACUUUUGACACAUAUGAAUAUCAGCCGACGAGAGAUCGAAGUGCAUGCCUAUCUAUCGGGACAUCCUAACAUCUUGACGUUUGAAAAAAUUGUGAGAGAAGGCAACAAAGUGUUUAUGGUCAUCGAAUAUGCUCCUGAAGGCGAUCUAUUCAGUGCCAUUACAAAACCAGGAAGGGGUAUCGUUGGCAAUAAUGAUGCCAUAAGAUAUAUAUUUUUACAAAUUAUUGACGCCGUACAUUAUUGCCACCAAAGCAACAUCUUUCACCGCGACCUGAAGCCUGAGAAUAUCAUGUUGGGUCCUAAUUGGACAGUGAAGCUGGCAGACUUUGGUUUAGCGACGACGCAUCAAGUCUCUGACGAGUUUGGCUGUGGUUCAACCUAUUAUUUUUCUCCAGGUAAAAUAGGUUAUAGCACAGAAAAGAACGAUAUUUGGAGUCUUGGCGUUAUAUUAAUUAAUUUAGUCGCAGGCAGAAAUCCAUGGAAACAAGCUGAUAUGCGAAAUGCAACAUUCGCAGCCUAUGUUCGCCAUCCACGCCACUUUUUCCGCAAGAUAUUGCCGUGCAUCUCUGAAGAACUUGAAGACAUACUUUUACGUAUAUUUUGUCUAAACCCUGCAUUACGUAUAUCAUUACCUGAACUUCGCUAUCAUAUCCUCAGAUGUUCUUCUUUU